AAGCCCUCGGUUUGUUUGGCGGGAAGUUGGCUUAGUUGGGCUACCUGUUGCCCACCUGCUUCCUGUCUUGCUCCUCCUCCGAGGUCACUCAAGCCUCCUUUCACGAUCUACCUAUAGGGCUCCUUGUAGCCCUUCGCCUGGAAGACAGAAUGGCUCCCAGGAAACGCCCUGAAACCCAGAAGACCCCAGAAGUUGCAACGCGCAAGAGCAAGAGGAGCAGAAGUCCUCAGGAGCUGGAGCAAGAGGCCAAGAAGCUGUUCGUGAAGGACUCCGGUUCUAACAGAAGAAAUGACUCAGGCUGUCUUUGGGCAGGAUUGGCCAGCCACCAGAGCCCGCCACCACACAACAACAUCGUCAGGGCCCUCCACCGACAGAAGCUGGGCAAAGCUGCCAGCCCAACCCUGCAGCAGAGUCUCCAACAGGCCUUUUUACACUCUCUGGCUUCUUACCGGAUAUUCCAAAAGGCCGCCCCGUUUGACAGGAGGGCCACAUCCUUGGCAUGGCACCCAACUCACCCCAGCACCCUGGCUGUGGGCUCCAAAGGGGGCGAUAUCUUGCUCUGGAACUUUACGACAACAGACAAACCCACCUUCAUUAAAGGGAUUGGAGCUGGAGGGAGCAUCACAGGGCUGAAGUUUAACCCUCUCAAUACCAACCAGUUUUUUACCUCCUCAAUGGAGGGAACAACUAGGCUGCAAGACUUUAAAGGCAAUACUCUCCGAGUUUUUUCCAGCUCAGGCACCUGCAACGUCUGGUUCUGCAGCCUGGACGUGUCUGCCAGAAGCCGUGUGGUGGUCACAGGUGAUAACGCAGGGCAGGUGAUCCUGCUGAACAUGGACGGCAAGGAGCUUUGGAAUUUCAGACUACACAAAAAGAAAGUGACCCACAUAUCCCUGAACCCGUGCUGUGAUUGGCUCAUGGCCACAGCCUCCGUAGAUCAAACAGUGAAAAUCUGGGACCUGCGCCAGGUUAGAGGGAAAUCCAGCUUCCUGUCCUCGCUGCCACACAGGCAUCCUGUCAACGCAGCAUGUUUCAGUCCUGAUGGAGCCCGGCUCCUGACCACUGACCAGAACAGCGAGAUCCGGGUUUACUCGACUUCCCACUGGGACUGCCCCUUGGGCUUGAUCUCACACCCUCACCGCCACUUCCAGCAUCUCACACCCAUCAAGGCAACUUGGCAUCCUCGGUACAACCUCAUCGCCGUGGGCCGGUACCCAGAUCCUAAUUUCAAAAGCAGUACGCCCCAUGAAUUAAGGACAGUCGAUGUGUUUGAUGGAAGCUCAGGGAAGAUGAUGUGUCAACUCUAUGACCCAGAAUAUUCUGGUAUCAUUUCGCUUAAUGAAUUUAAUCCUAUGGGGGACACGCUGGCCUCUGUGAUGGGUUAUCACAUUCUCAUUUGGAACCAGGAGGAAACAGGGACACAGAAGCAAGAGACAUUAGCAAAGGUGUCGGUCAAGACAGGGCUUGGAGCCAGAGAUGGGAACAGGCCCUUAGGGAUACGGAGGAGGCAAAUCCAGGCUGGAGAAUGCCAGUGUCCAACGGAGUACUCGGUAAACAGCAGGCACGUGAAUGCCGAGCGACGGGUGCUGGGGGCCUAG
Elephantulus edwardii (Cape elephant shrew) is the source of this 1598-nucleotide messenger RNA. It is a transcript of the gene DDB2, whose product is annotated as damage-specific DNA binding protein 2, 48kDa. The record is from RefSeq and is a predicted model, not a curated record. Lineage: Eukaryota; Metazoa; Chordata; Mammalia; Macroscelidea; Macroscelididae. Gene Ontology annotation, biological process: DNA repair; response to UV. The transcript has 11 exons. The coding region runs from base 150 to 1598 and encodes 482 amino acids. Gene Ontology annotation, cellular component: Cul4-RING E3 ubiquitin ligase complex; nucleus. Gene Ontology annotation, molecular function: damaged DNA binding; protein binding.